Manacus vitellinus (golden-collared manakin) is the source of this 749-nucleotide messenger RNA. Its product is annotated as cathepsin L1-like. Gene Ontology annotation, molecular function: cysteine-type endopeptidase activity. The record is from RefSeq and is a predicted model, not a curated record. The transcript has 6 exons. Lineage: Eukaryota; Metazoa; Chordata; Aves; Passeriformes; Pipridae. Gene Ontology annotation, biological process: immune response. Bases 1 to 732 code for a protein of 243 amino acids. Gene Ontology annotation, cellular component: lysosome.
AUGGUGGUGGCCCUGGAUCUGGCCCUGGGAAGGUAUCAGUGCCUUGGACAGGACUAUGUGCUCUCCCGCCCACCCCCUCAGUUCGGCUCCAUCUACCACGUCCGAGUCACCCCCGUGAAGGACCAGGCUGUCUGUGGGUCGUGCUGGAGCUUCGCCACCACCGGGGCCAUGGAAGGUGCCCUGUUCCUCAAGACCGGCGUGCUGACCCCCCUGUCCCAACAAGUCCUCAUCGACUGCUCCUGGGGCUUCGGGAACUACGCCUGUGACGGGGGGGAGGAGUGGAGAGCCUAUGAGUGGAUCAAGAAACACGGUGGCAUCGCCAGCACCGAGUCCUACGGCACCUACAAGGGACAGAACGGUCUGUGCCACUACAACCAGUCGGAGAUGCUGGCCAAGAUCACGGGCUACGUCAACGUCACCUCGGGCAACAUCACGGCCGUCAAAGCCGCCAUCUACAAGCACGGCCCCGUGGCCGUGAGCAUCGACGCCUCCCACAAGAGCUUCUCCUUCUACUCCAACGGCAUCUACUACGAGCCCAAGUGCGACAACACACCAGGAUCUCUGGACCAUGCAGUGCUGGCCGUGGGCUACGGGGUCCUGCAGGGAGAGACCUACUGGCUCAUCAAGAACUCCUGGUCCACCUACUGGGGCAACGACGGCUACAUCCUCAUGGCCAUGAAGGACAACAACUGCGGCGUGGCCACUGAGGCCACCUACCCCAUCCUGGCCUGAGCCACCCCGGCCCUGCA